AUGGAGCUGAUCACCAUCCUCGAGAAGACCGUGUCUCCGGAUCGGCUGGAACUGGAAGCGGCGCAGAAGUUCCUGGAGCGUGCGGCCGUGGAGAACCUGCCCACGUUCCUUGUGGAACUGUCCAGAGUGCUAGCAAAUCCAGGAAACAGUCAAGUUGCCAGAGUUGCAGCAGGUCUACAAAUCAAGAAUUCUUUGACAUCAAAAGAUCCAGAUAUCAAGGCACAAUAUCAGCAGAGGUGGCUAGCAAUUGAUGCUAAUGCUCGACGGGAAGUCAAGAAUUAUGUUUUGCAGACUUUGGGCACAGAAACCUACCGGCCUAGCUCAGCCUCGCAGUGUGUGGCUGGCAUUGCUUGUGCGGAGAUCCCAGUGAACCAGUGGCCAGAACUCAUUCCUCAGCUGGUGGCCAAUGUCACAAAUCCCAACAGCACAGAGCAUAUGAAAGAGUCAACAUUGGAAGCUAUUGGUUACAUUUGCCAAGAUAUCGACCCAGAGCAGCUACAAGAUAAAUCCAAUGAGAUUCUGACUGCCAUAAUUCAGGGGAUGCGGAAAGAAGAGCCCAGUAAUAAUGUGAAGCUAGCAGCUACUAAUGCACUGCUGAACUCAUUGGAGUUCACCAAAGCCAACUUUGACAAAGAGUCCGAAAGGCACUUUAUUAUGCAGGUGGUUUGUGAAGCCACACAGUGUCCAGAUACGAGGGUUCGAGUGGCUGCCUUACAGAAUCUGGUGAAAAUAAUGUCCUUGUAUUAUCAGUACAUGGAGACAUAUAUGGGUCCUGCUCUUUUUGCAAUCACAAUCGAAGCAAUGAAAAGUGAUAUUGAUGAAGUGGCCCUACAAGGGAUAGAAUUCUGGUCCAAUGUGUGCGAUGAGGAAAUGGAUUUGGCCAUUGAGGCUUCAGAGGCAGCAGAACAAGGACGGCCCCCUGAGCACACCAGCAAGUUUUAUGCCAAGGGAGCACUACAGUACCUGGUUCCGAUCCUCACACAGACGUUAACUAAACAGGAUGAAAAUGAUGAUGACGAUGACUGGAAUCCCUGCAAAGCAGCCGGGGUGUGCAUCAUGCUUCUGGCCACCUGCUGUGAAGAUGACAUUGUUCCCCAUGUCCUCCCCUUCAUUAAAGAACACAUCAAGAACCCUGACUGGCGGUACCGGGAUGCAGCAGUGAUGGCUUUUGGCUGUAUCUUGGAAGGACCAGAGCCCAAUCAGCUCAAACCACUAGUUAUACAGGCUAUGCCCACGCUAAUAGAAUUAAUGAAAGACCCCAGUGUAGUUGUUCGAGAUACAACUGCGUGGACUGUGGGCAGAAUUUGUGAACUGCUCCCUGAAGCUGCCAUCAAUGAUGUCUACUUGACUCCCCUGCUGCAGUGUCUGAUUGAGGGCCUCAGUGCCGAACCCAGAGUGGCUUCAAAUGUGUGCUGGGCUUUCUCUAGCCUGGCGGAAGCUGCUUAUGAAGCUGCAGACGUAGCCGAUGAUCAGGAAGAACCAGCUACCUAUUGCUUGUCGUCUUCUUUUGAACUCAUAGUUCAGAAGCUCCUGGAGACCACGGACAGACCUGAUGGACACCAGAACAAUCUGAGGAGUUCUGCAUAUGAAUCUCUGAUGGAAAUUGUGAAAAACAGUGCCAAGGAUUGUUACCCUGCUGUUCAGAAAACUACUCUAGUCAUCAUGGAGCGACUUCAACAAGUACUUCAGAUGGAGUCACAUAUCCAGAGCACAUCCGACAGGAUCCAGUUCAAUGACCUUCAGUCUUUACUCUGUGCAACUCUUCAGAAUGUUCUCCGGAAAGUGCAACAUCAAGAUGCUUUGCAAAUCUCUGAUGUCGUCAUGGCUUCCCUGUUAAGAAUGUUCCAAAGCACGGCUGGGUCAGGGGGAGUUCAAGAGGAUGCUCUAAUGGCAGUUAGCACACUAGUGGAAGUGCUGGGCGGCGAGUUCCUGAAGUACAUGGAGGCCUUCAAACCCUUCCUGGGCAUCGGGCUGAAGAACUACGCCGAGUACCAGGUCUGCUUGGCAGCGGUGGGCUUGGUGGGAGACCUGUGCCGCGCACUGCAGUCCAGCAUCCUGCCUUUCUGCGACGAGGUGAUGCAGCUGCUGCUGGAAAACUUGGGGAAUGAAAAUGUCCACAGGUCUGUGAAGCCACAGAUUCUGUCAGUGUUUGGUGAUAUUGCCCUUGCUAUUGGUGGAGAGUUUAAGAAAUACCUAGAGGUUGUAUUGAAUACUCUUCAACAGGCUUCCCAAGCCCAGGUGGACAAGUCAGACUAUGACAUGGUGGAUUAUCUGAAUGAACUGAGGGAAAGCUGCUUGGAGGCCUAUACCGGAAUUGUCCAGGGAUUAAAGGGAGACCAGGAGAACGUACACCCGGAUGUGAUGCUCGUACAACCCAGAGUAGAAUUUAUUCUGUCUUUCAUUGACCACAUUGCGGGGGAUGAGGAUCAUACGGACGGAGUAGUAGCUUGCGCUGCUGGACUGAUAGGGGACUUAUGUACAGCAUUUGGGAAGGAUGUCCUGAAAUUAGUAGAAGCUAGGCCAAUGAUCCAUGAACUGUUAACUGAAGGACGGAGAUCGAAGACUAACAAAGCAAAAACCCUUGCUACAUGGGCAACAAAAGAACUGAGGAAACUGAAGAACCAAGCUUGGUAA
Messenger RNA from Pipistrellus nathusii (Nathusius's pipistrelle), 2634 nucleotides. NCBI's taxonomy places the organism in Eukaryota, Metazoa, Chordata, Mammalia, Chiroptera, Vespertilionidae. The record is from the annotation of a GenBank genome assembly.